GGACUGCAACAUGUGCUCGAAGAAAUGUCAUUUCAUUUGUUUUUCUUUUCUUGAACACAGCAGAAAAUUUUGUUAAUUUUCUAAAUAAUUUUAAAUUGUAAAAUUUUUGAAAAGAAUUUAUAAAACAAAAUGGGAACAAAAAAGGUAAAAAUCAGUUCCGUAAAGCGUUCGGCCCAUUUGAAAAACAAAAAGGCUCCUCUGAGCAAGCAACAACAACAGAAACUGGCCCAGCAAAAGGCAGCCAAGGAGCGGGGAUCAAAUAUUUUCAUACAAAAAGCCCGUAAAAAGGAUGAUGUGUUUCAAAAGAAAAAACAAAAUAAACGCGAAUCAUUGGGUUUGCCUAUGAACGUGGAUGAGGAUGGUGAUCAAGAUGAUGAUGAGUUGUUGGACAACGUUGCCGAUAUGUUAGAUGGUGAGGAUUUGGAAUAUUUACAGCUUAAAAGGGGUAAGCAACGUAAGCGUAAACAUGCUGUCGAUGAUGAGGCAGAACAUGAUGAUAUUAAACAUUCGGUGGGUUUGGAGAAACAAUUUGCUGUGGAUACUGCCCUUGAAGAGGAAAGCAAAAAAAUUAAAGUUGAUUUACUGCCCAUUAAAAGUCGUGAUGGUGAAAUUAUAACACGUACUGCUGAAGUCGAUUAUAAACCAAAACCCAAAGUAAAGAAGGGACAAGCUGAAGAGGAGCCCGAUGAGAAUGCUGACGAAGAAGAAGAAGCUGCUGAAGAAUAUGAAGACAGUGAUGAUGAUAUAGUGUAUGAUGAAGAAGAGAGCGCUAUAAAAGCAGCUGCCGAAAAGAAAAUGAUUUCCACUACAGAUUUGCUAAUAGCUCGCCAACAGGAAAUUGAGCGACAAAAAUAUCGUAUUGGUAUUAUUUGUUCGGGUAUCCUAGAGAAACCAGAAGAUAAAAUGCGCAAUUUUAACGCUCUCUUUGAGCUUAUGGAUGAGACUGGUAAUAAUGGUGUACCCAAUCUGCUAACAGUACGUAAAGUGGCCAUAAUUUCUCUAACGGAAAUUUUCAAAGACAUUUUACCCGAAUAUCGUGUAGGUCAAAUCGAUACUAAAAUGCAGCAAGUACGCAAAGCUACCUUGGAAAGAGUAACCUAUGAAAAUGCCCUCCUACAGCAAUUCAAAAAGUUCUUACAACGUUUGGAAAAAUUAACGGCCAUUGUGAAUCGUAAAGGUCAUGGCCGCAUAACACCACAAGCUGUUAAAAUGGCCGAGGUGGCAGUACAAGCUAUGUGUGAUCUUCUCAUAGCCCAUCCCUACUUUAAUUAUGUCAAAAAUAUUGCUCAACUAUUGGUCUACAUGCUUAACAGCAACUAUCCCCGUAUGCGUGAUGCUGUAAAUAAAUGUUUCCGUUUUGUGUUUGCCAACGACAAAAAACUAGACAUGACACUUUUCAUUAUACGACGCAUAAAUCACUUGAUUAAAACCAAAAAUAAUAAUGUCCACCUGGAGUGCAUUACCUGUUUGCAGGAUCUUAAAAUUAAAAAUGUUAAUUUAGACGCUGAAAAAGAAAAUGAAUUAAAGCAGAAAAAGUUGGAAGCUCAUCGACAACGUUUGUUGAGUUUGUCUAAGAAGGAACGUAAGAGGCGCAAAAAAUUGGCAGAAUUAAAUAAAGAAUUGGAAGAGACCAGAGCUGAGGAAAACAAGCAGACCAAACAUUUCAAAUUGACUGAAAUUGUUAAAAUGUUAUUUAACAUUUAUUUCAGAGUCUUAAAGAAUGACCCAACUUCAAAAGUUUUGAGUGCAAUUUUAGAGGGUUUGGCAGAAUUCGCCCAUGUCAUUAAUUUGGAUUUCUUCUCCGAUUUAAUUGAAGUUCUUAAUAACAUACUAGAGACACAAGAAGAGUUAGGCUAUCGUGAACAGUUGCAUUGCAUUAAAACCAUUUUCGUUAUACUCUCAGGUCAGGGUGAAGUCUUAAACAUUGAUCCCAUACGUUUCUAUCAACAUUUCUACAAAAAUAUGUUGGCUGUUAAUGCUGGUAAAAAUCAUGAUGAUUUUAGAAUCAUCUUAGAGACCCUUGAUGAAGUACUCGUUAAGAGAAGACGUAAUAUGAGUCAACAACGUUUAAUGGCCUUCGUUAAACGUUUACUAACGAUUAGUUUAAAUCUUUUGCAUCAUGGUACUCUGGCCAGUUUGGGUACUAUUAAGACCACUUUCCAAUUGACUUCUGUUUUGGAUAUACUACUCGAUACAGAUGAUAGUAUUGGUUCGGGUAAAUACGAUCCAGAAUUAGAAGAUCCAGAAUAUUGUAAUGCUUCAUGUACAGCUUUAUAUGAAUUAAGUUCAUUGGCAAGACAUUACCAUCCCACUGUACGUAAGAUGGCUAUGCAUAUUGCUAAUGGAGUGCCAGCAUCUGGUGAUGGUUCUUUGCCUUCGGAAAUUGGAAAAUUAUCUGCUUUUGAAUUGUUCGAUCAGUAUGAUAGUACUCAAAUGGUUUUUAAUCCUACUAUACCUUUACCUAAACAGUGUCAACCUAAACUGAAAAAGGGACGUUAUAACUAUAUUAAUAAGGAUUUUAAACCUUUCUAUCAGUCCAUGUUAAAACAACGCCAUGUAGUGCAUAGCAAUAGUAAAGUGAAACAAACAUAUUUUGAUUUUUAUAAGGAUUUGAAAAGCAAAUAAAGUUGUAAAUAAUUA
This is a messenger RNA of Lucilia cuprina (Australian sheep blowfly), 2640 nucleotides long. It is a transcript of the gene Noc3, whose product is annotated as nucleolar complex protein 3 homolog. The coding region runs from base 130 to 2625 and encodes 831 amino acids. Gene Ontology annotation, molecular function: chromatin binding. The transcript is spliced from 4 exons. Gene Ontology annotation, biological process: DNA replication initiation. The record is from RefSeq and is a predicted model, not a curated record. Gene Ontology annotation, cellular component: nucleolus. Lineage: Eukaryota; Metazoa; Arthropoda; Insecta; Diptera; Calliphoridae.